GCUGAUCAGAGGGAAAUGCAAGUGCCGGGCACUGGUGAUCAGUGCCCUGAUGAUCAGUGCCCAGCAGUGCCACCCGCAAGUUCCGCCCACCUGUGCCCAGCAGUGCGCCCACUAGCUCCGCCCACCUGUGCCCAGCAGAUCACCCACCUGUGCCCAGCAGUGCACCCACCUGUGCCCAGCAGUGCACCCACCUGUGCCACUCUGCAGUGUCACACACCUGUGCCCAGCAGUGCCACCUACCUGUGCCCAGCAGUGCCACCCACCUGUGCCCACCAGUGCCACCCACCUGUGCCCACCCACCAGUGCUGCCCACCAGUGCCACCCACCAGUGCAGCCCAGCAGUGCUGCCAGUCAGUGCCACCAGUCAGUGCCCAGGAGUUGUGCCAGUCAAUGCCGCCAGUCAGUGCCCAGCAGUGAUGCCAGUCAGUGCCGUCUAUCAGUACCCAUCAUCAGUG
This is a messenger RNA of Staurois parvus, 455 nucleotides long. The record is from the annotation of a GenBank genome assembly. NCBI's taxonomy places the organism in Eukaryota, Metazoa, Chordata, Amphibia, Anura, Ranidae.